Messenger RNA from Henningerozyma blattae CBS 6284, 1101 nucleotides. RefSeq names its product replication factor C subunit 5 (gene RFC5). NCBI's taxonomy places the organism in Eukaryota, Fungi, Ascomycota, Saccharomycetes, Saccharomycetales, Saccharomycetaceae. Gene Ontology annotation, cellular component: DNA replication factor C complex; Ctf18 RFC-like complex; Rad17 RFC-like complex. The record is from RefSeq and is a predicted model, not a curated record. Gene Ontology annotation, molecular function: DNA clamp loader activity; DNA binding; ATP hydrolysis activity. Gene Ontology annotation, biological process: DNA repair; DNA-templated DNA replication. Bases 1 to 1101 code for a protein of 366 amino acids. The transcript has a single exon.
AUGUCCUUGUGGGUCGAUAAAUACCGUCCAAAGAGUUUAAACGAAUUAUCACAUAACGAUGACUUAACUACACUAUUACAAUCAUUAUCUUCAUAUCAUAAAGAUCUGCCACAUCUAUUGUUAUAUGGACCCAAUGGGGUUGGUAAAAAAACAAGGUGUAUGUCUCUAUUACAAUCUAUUUUCGGUUCCAACGUAUAUAGAUUGAAAAUUGAUAUUAGAAAUUUCACUACUCCAUCAAAUAGAAAAUUAGAAUUGAAUGUUAUUAAUUCACAGUAUCAUAUUGAAAUCACUCCAAGUGAUAUGGGUAAUAAUGAUAGAAUUGUUAUUCAAGAAUUAUUAAAGGAAAUUGCUCAAAUGGAACAAGUGGAUUUCCAAAGUAGUUCAGGGAAUGGAGGUGCAGCUUCUACCGGGUUAGCUCAUAGAUUCAAAUGUGUUAUUAUUAAUGAAGCAGAUUGUCUUUCAAGAGAUGCUCAAGCCGCCUUAAGAAGAACUAUGGAAAAAUAUUCAAGAAAUAUAAGAUUGAUCAUGAUCUCAAAUUCCUUAUCACCAAUCAUUUCACCCAUCAAAUCUCGUUGUUUAUUAAUACGUUGUCCUUCACCAUCAGAUGAAGAACAUUUGGCAUUAUUGAAAAAAAUUGUGGAUGCAGAAAAUGUCAAUGUGGAAUCAGAUGAUAUUCUAAAGAAAAUCGUGAAAGAAUCAAAUAAUAAUAUAAGAACUUCAGUAUUAAUGUUAGAAUCAAUGGCAUUAUCUAACGAAUUUAAUUUGAAAUCUACCUCUCCGAUAAUAAAACCAGAUUGGUUAAAUACAAUAAUUAAAUUGUCAAUGAAAAUUAAAAAGGAUAGAUCUGUGCCUUGUAUCGUAGAAUGUAGGUCCAUCAUCUAUGAUCUUUUGGCUCAUUGUAUACCACCUAAAAUCAUUCUACAAGAAUUAACUUUCCAGUUAUUGAAAAAUUAUAAUAAUUCAAUAAAGGUUACUGAUGAAAAUAUUCUUGACAUAAUGUCAAUUUCAAGUACAUUUGAUGAAAGAUUGGCCUUAGGGAAUAAACCAAUCUUUCAUUUAGAAGGGUUUAUUGCCAAAGUAAUGCUUGCAUUAGACAAUUAA